GGCGCGGGACAGCGGCGCGGGGUGUCGGGAGCCAUGGGCUAUUGCAGCGGCCGGUGCACGCUGGUGGCGGUGUGCGGCGCGCAGCUGGUUUCUGUGCUCGAGAGGCAGAUAUUUGACUUCCUUGGUUAUCAGUGGGCACCCAUACUGGCAAAUUUUAUACACAUUAUUAUAGUCAUACUUGGCUUAUUUGGAACCAUCCAGUAUAGACCUCGUUACAUUACAGGAUAUGCUGUCUGGCUGGUCCUUUGGGUUACAUGGAACAUAUUUGUUAUCUGCUUCUACUUGGAGGCUGGGGACCUUUCAAAGGAAACAGAUCUCAUUCUGACCUUUAAUAUCUCAAUGCAUCGUUCUUGGUGGAUGGAGAAUGGGCCAGGUUGCACCGUGACCUCAGUAACCCCAGCCCCAGACUGGGCACCAGAGGAUCAUCGUUAUAUCACUGUCUCGGGGUGUCUUCUUGAAUAUCAGUACAUAGAAGUGGCUCACAGUUCUCUUCAGAUCUUCCUUGCACUGGCGGGGUUCAUCUAUGCCUGUUAUGUUGUGAAAUGUAUUACUGAAGAAGAAGACAGCUUUGAUUUCAUAGGUGGAUUUGACUCUUACGGCUAUCAAGGUCCACAGAAGACAUCACAUUUACAGCUACAGCCCAUGUAUAUGUCAAAAUAAACAUGGGGACUACACAACAAUGGUCCGGAGGACCUGUGAAAGAAACUGUUUCAGGAUGGCCUCCUGGAUCUUCAAAGAGAGAAAAAAAGUCCAGUUUU
Calypte anna (Anna's hummingbird) is the source of this 758-nucleotide messenger RNA. RefSeq names its product sodium/potassium transporting ATPase interacting 2 (gene NKAIN2). The record is from RefSeq and is a predicted model, not a curated record. The transcript is spliced from 7 exons. Bases 34 to 660 code for a protein of 208 amino acids. Gene Ontology annotation, biological process: regulation of sodium ion transport. Lineage: Eukaryota; Metazoa; Chordata; Aves; Apodiformes; Trochilidae.